Messenger RNA from Cloeon dipterum, 2138 nucleotides. RefSeq names its product PTEN-induced putative kinase 1 (gene Pink1). Gene Ontology annotation, biological process: autophagy of mitochondrion; protein phosphorylation; regulation of apoptotic process. Gene Ontology annotation, molecular function: protein serine/threonine kinase activity; ATP binding. The record is from RefSeq and is a predicted model, not a curated record. Gene Ontology annotation, cellular component: mitochondrion. Bases 164 to 1864 code for a protein of 566 amino acids. The transcript is spliced from 9 exons. Lineage: Eukaryota; Metazoa; Arthropoda; Insecta; Ephemeroptera; Baetidae.
CCGAGCAACUUAACUUGUCUUGCAUCACGCAAUUUGCUGGUGCAUUUUGAAGUGCGAGUGUUUACGUUUGAUUCGCAAGCUACUGUACUGGGCUUGUUGUUAUGCAAGUGCGAGCAUCCGAAAGUCGAAGUUUGUGACGAAACAGGGUUGCAUCUAGUCUGAGAUGUCGAUUCGGCUGGCAGCCGUUCGGCUGUUCAAAAAUGGUCGACAGCUCGUCAGGCACAUCCACAAGAGCAAGAUUAGCUCUUUCAAUCGAGCGGCCGAGCCCUUCCCAGGGCCGCCAGCGCCGCAGCCGAGGCCCUCCCUGGUGCAGCAGGUGACGCAGCAGGCGCGAAGGGUCGUCGUCGAUGCCGUUCUCAGUAGGGUCACGCACUCGGUGGCCGCUGACCUGCGCCGCAAGGUCACCAGGCAACUGCUCUUCGGCGAUUCGAGACCUUUCUUUGCACUCGUUGGGGUCAGCCUCGCUUCUGGAACCGGGAUUAUUACUAAAGACGACCAACUUGAGGCCGUUUGCUGGGAAAUCAGGGAUGCAGUGAACCGUAGUAAAAACCUAAGGAGCAACCAGCUUUUCAACGAGGAUUUGCCUGAUAUUGGCCUGGCGAAUCUGGAGUUCGGCCCGGAACCUCUGGCCAAAGGUUGCAGCGCAGUUGUCUACCCAGCUAGAUGGAGAAACGAAAAUCCUGAAGCUUCUACUUCCAAUGGAAAUGCGCAUGUUGACUCUUCGAACUCAAUAUAUGAGUAUCCCCUUGCCGUCAAGAUGAUGUUCAACUACGACGCUGAAUCGAACGCCUCUUCCAUCCUGCAUGCGAUGCUCAGGGAGACUGUUCCAGCCUGGAGCAGGGAUUUCGAUGUGAUCCAGGUCUUGGACUACACCGCGACAGGUCGCCUGUCUAGUCUCUCCCCCCACGCGAACAUUGUGGAAAUGUACCGCGUCUUCACUGACCGCAUUCCCGAUAUACCUGGCGCAAUGGAUCUCUACCCUGACGCACUCCCUGCCAGGAUCAACCCCUCUGGUUCCGGUAGAAACAUGAGCCUCUUUCUGAUAAUGAAACGAUACGAUGGUAGCUUGAGGGACUACAUAGUCAAAAAUCCUCCUUCCCCCAGGGUGGGUCAGCUGUUGUUUGCCCAGCUGCUGGAAGCUGUGGCUCACAUGAAGAUGAACAAUAUUGCACACAGGGACCUGAAGAGUGACAACGUUUUGGUAGACCUGGUCGAAGGUGACGAUGUGUGUCCUGUGGUGGCUGUGUCUGAUUUUGGCUGUUGUUUGGCUGACACGUCUCAUGGAAUGAAUCUACCAUUUUCCUCUCCACAUGUCGACCGAGGCGGUAAUGCAGCACUCAUGGCUCCAGAGGUGGCAUGUGCUCGUCCUGGGCCUUUUUCUACUAUCAACUAUAGCCAAGCUGAUCUAUGGUCUGUUGGAACACUGGCUUACGAGCUGUUUGGAAUGGACAACCCCUUUGCUGGCAAAGGUGCAACCUUGUACAACCGAACUUACAAAGAGGAGGACUUGCCUGCAUUGCCCGACAGCAUGCCUGCUCCUCUAAGAGCAUUGGUCUAUGCGAUUUUGUCCCGAAACCCGUCAAAGAGGCCAUCGCCUGAGUUAGCAGCAACGAUCAGCCAACUGAUUUUGUGGGCGCCAAGUGAGUGGUUGAAGUCUCGCGAAAUGAGUGCUCCAUCCAGCAAUGAGGUGUUGCAGUGGUUGCUUUCCUUGGCUACAAAAGUUCUGUGCGAAGGAAAUACGGCAUUUUCCAACAGAGGUCGUCGCACCCUGCCUGAAUAUCAGCUGAUCACCAGCCUCCUGAGCAGGGUGAAAUUACAGCAAGUGCGCCAGGCACUCUCCUGGAUCCACCAGAAUUCGAUGUGAUUGCUAAUUGACAGCAAAAAAUUGUGAUCAGACCCGACUUGUUUAAAUUUUGAUAGCGAAAAUUUUGAUCUGAUUGUGAACUGGAUUUUGUUUGUUUCUUAAAAACCCGCUUUCUAGUAUUAUCCUUAUUUGCUUGUUACUGGGAAUUUCAUGCUAGAAUUUUUGAACGGAUUGUUCAGUUUAUCCUGUUAUUUAUAUAAUGCUGCAGUAAGACUGUUCAUUAUUUUAUUGUACUUAACUUUCAGCACAGAAUAAAAAUUAGAAUAUUAUAGCA